AUGGUGAAGCUCUUCUGUGCGAUCGUUGGUGCGGCGGGCAGUGCGUUUCCUGUGGACAUUGACGCGGGUCAGUCGGUGGGAGACUUGAAGGACGCGAUCAAGGCGAAGAAGAUGUACCAGUUCCCUGCUGACGAGCUGCAGCUCUUCCUGGCGAAGAAAGACGAGGGCCGCGGCGCGUGGCUGCCAGACGACGACCAAGCUGCGCUGGAUCUGGAGGACGGAAAGAUUCAUGAGGACAUUCAAGCGUUGAUCGAUGGAGAGAAGAUGAAGGCGACGAAGACUUUGCAGCACUGGUUGUUCGAGAAGAACGAGAUGCCUCCACCCUCUACCGGUCAGAUCCACGUGCUGGUGGUGGUUCCGGAGCAAGAACACGCACAAACUGGAUUGUGGCUUGUCACUGGAUCCGUUGAAAACGCGUUGAUCACGAAAGGAAUUCGCUGCAAACUGUACUGGAUGGCGACGUUACGCAUUGGAUACUACGAUCCUACGCGCUGCAUCGGCAACAAGAAUGUCGCGUUUUGCGCGUCUUCUACUGCGACUACGUUCCAGACGAUUCGGAAUCUCCUCAAAACAGUUUCAUCGAUAUCGUUGACUACAAGCGUUUCGAAUCUGGACUCAUCGACUGACGAGUUUCGUUUUCAGCGGAUUGAGCACGAGAAGUUCUUCCUACCGUACGGCAAGGCAGAAAGCUGCCAUUUGGUGUCGAGAAAGCAAAGCAGAGACCACAAACGGGAAUUCGCCAAGUACGAUCGCGACUCAAACAACAGGCUUGCGCUUUCUCGCGAUAUGCAUGGUUGGUUCGACGGUAUGAGCAUUGAGGUUCCCAUCGUCAACAUGCUACCCGGAUCUGUUGAAGAGAAUCAAUCCAUUGGCAACAGACGCAAGGUCGAGGUCUUCGUGAAGGUUCUGGAUGCUCAGUGCACAGAUCGCGUUUUCAGUCGUUUGAAAGCAGGAUCAACCACGACGAACGAUCCGCUCAUGAUGACGUUUGUUCACGAAGACAGUAAGUACCGCUUCUACCAAGGCAAACACAUGGAGUCGCACCUAUAUGAGGGAAUCCAGCCUGCUGACUUCUACGACAAGCUUGAGAACGUGCUUGCAACCCAGAAGUCUGCCUUCAAGGUCAACAUCGCUCUUGGAUACAAGCUUGUCAGCAGAACCGAUGACAGCGAGACUCGCUACUUCCACCCGAAUAUUAGCAACACAUCUGUAUUUAGCACUCCUGUGGCUAUCAACAGCAAGGCUGAUAUUCGUAAGAAGGUGAUCUCGGAGAUUCGCUCCAUGGAGUUGGCUGACAAGCUCAACUACCCCAGAUCCGGGUACAUGGUGAAGGGUAUUACUGGCUUCAAAAUCUAUAUCUACCAGCGCGACCAUGCGCUGGGCGAUAGUGAGGCUGUCAUUCCUAAGGUGAUCCGCGAUAACAAGCACGUCAUCAACUUCCCCAAGACGAAUAACAAGUGUGUCUUCCACUGCAUUGCUUAUCACAAGCAGGAGGGGGCGAAGAAGGAUCCACGCAGAAUCCAGGCUCUGGUGAAACAAGCCUUCAAGCAGUACUGUUCGUACAAGGAGAUCACCUACACUCUGGGUCUGUUCCGCAAUCUCAAACCUAUCGAUAUUCUCCAAUUCGAUGAGCUUGAGGAGUGCUUCAAGCUGAACAUCAACGUCUUCACCAUGGAUGUUGAGACGGGCAAGGUUGAAUGCAUUCGCCACUCGGACAAGGACUAUGAUUCGAUCAACAUCCUGUCGCACGAGAAUCACGCUCUCUACAUCACGAACAUUGAUAUGCUCCAGCAGAAGUACCAAUGCUCUAAGUGUGAGAUGGUGUUUGUCAGCUCUGAUAAGCUACGCAACCACACCAAGAACCUGUGUGAACUCGUGAACAUCGAAUCGUUCCCAGCUCAGCCAACCAUCUACCAACCCGCUCCGAAUAGCAUUCGUUCCAUACUGACUAAGUACUCCAUCGAGGAUGCUGACCAUUACAUCGAUCACCUCAUUGUAUAUGAUUUUGAGGCUAUCCUCAAGCCUACGGGUGUCAAACACGGAGAGAAUACUAUCUUCACAAACGAACACAUCCCUGUGUCUGUUUCCGUAGCCAACAGCUUGACUGAGGAGGUGCGAUGCUUUGUCAGCGAUGAUCCAAAGGAGUUGCUCAAGGAUAUGUUCCAGUACAUCGAGGAAGUUGCGGCUAAGAUUCAGCGGUACAACGUCUCGAAGUAUGAGACUUUGCUACACAAGAUCAUCAACGUCCAUGGUUUGACUGACGCUGAGGUUCCUGGCCUAGACUUGGGUAAGACGUACAAGAUGGAAGAUGUCAAAGCUUGGAUUCAGAACGGAGAUUUUGCUAGUUUCUUCGAUCUCCACAGCAAGCUCACAUUCGGUAAGAAGCGCUCUGACUAUGGAAACCUGAAGCAGUGCAUUGAUCAGGUACCAGUACUCGGAUUCAACUCUGGACGAUACGACAUCAAUCUUAUCAAGGCGGACCUGUUUGCAGUCAUCGGUACUGACAACAUCACAUCAGUCAUCAAGAACCCUGGCUAUAUGUGCAUCGCCACAUCAGACAUGAAAAUGCUUGACAUUAGCAACUAUGUUCCGGCAGGCACCAGCUAUGCAAAGUACUUGUCGACAUAUCUCGGUGAGUGCAAGUGUGAUGACAAGAUUCGAUGCGUCUGUGGCCUAGGAAAAGGCAUCUUCCCGUACGAGUACAUUACUUCAUUUGACGUACUCAGUCAGCCGGAAGUCCCUCCUAAGUCGGCGUUCGACAGUGCUCUUUGUAGCACUAGCAUCAGCGAUGAGGACUAUGUGCGAGUACAGUACGUCUGGGAACACUAUGGCAUGAAGUCAAUCAAGGAUCUACUCAUUUGGUACAACAACCUCGAUGUAGUACCCUUCAUCAAGGCCAUCAAAGCCCAGCGAGAACUAUUCAAACGUUUCGAACUUGAUAUGUUCACUGAUGGUGUGUCGCUACCUGGUCUCUCUGAGAAAGUCAUGUAUCAGACGUGCUUCAACAACCUCCAGCAACCAAGUAAGGAGCCUGCUGAAGCGUUUGACUUUCCCUCUAGUCGCUUAAGUGGAUAUAAGACCCAGGAUGCUGAUGCCGAUCGUGAAUUCAAUAUGACGCUAGAACACCUCAACGACUUGCUAGAGCGACAAAACUGUGUGGGAUGCAACGUUGCUCGCAAGAACAUGUCGCUAAAGGGCCUCCGCCACAAGAAGCUACUUGAAUUCAACUCAGACAGGUUGGUGUACAGUAUCGAUAGAGAGGAGAAGGACAUCUACACCAAGAUGAAGGCGAACAUUGCUGGUGGUCCUUCUAUCAUCUUCAACAGAUACGCGAAACGCAACGAGACCAAGAUUCGAGGGGGUAGGAUCUGCAAAAAGAUCAUCGGCUACGAUGCUAAUGCUCUGUAUUUGUGGGCUCUUGGUAAUGAGAUGCCAUGUGGACGGUUGACUACCAUCGAAGCAUACACAGGGAUCGUCGAUGAUAUUGUAUAUGACAAGAUCUUUGGCUUCCUCGAGUGUGAUAUCCGUACACCAGAGCACCUCAAACCCUACUUCAGUGAAAUGACCCCAAUUUUCAAGAACACCCUUAUCGACUGCAGCGAUCAGAGUGUCAUCGGUCAGCACAUGUUCGAGUACAACGAGGAGCGCAAGCAAAGCCGAGCAAAGCCGGCUCGCAAGCUCAUCGGGAGCUACUUUGGUGAGAAGAUCCUCAUUUAUGCACCGCUACUCAAAUGGUACAUUUCUCAUGGUAUGGAGAUCACCAAGACUUACAGCUUCAUCAAGGCUAGCUCUCACAAGGCAUUUGCACCAUUCAUGGAAGCCGUAUCGAGCGCGCGACGAGAGGGUGAUGAAAAUGUUAAAUCCAUCUGUAAGAUCAUUAUUGAGAAGAUGAUGAAACUGGUUGGUAAUAGUGCGUUUGGUCGAUCUGGCAUGGACAUGAGCAAGCACAAGGAGGUCAGGUAUGAGUCGGACGAUAAGGCAAUCAAGGCCAAGAUUGAGCACUUCACCUUCCAUGGAAUGGAAGAGCUGAAUGAUUCAUGUGAAUUCACUAUGAAGAAGCGAAAGCUCAUUAAUAAGAACCCAAUUCAUCUAUCGAUUGCAAUCUAUCAGCUCGCUAAGCUCCGUAUGUUGCAAUUCUACUAUGAUUGCAUUGACUUCUACUUCGACCGUUCGGAAUUCCAGUACCAAGAAAUGGACACAGACUCAGCUUAUAUUGCGUUCAGCUGUGAGAAGCCAUUCGUUGAGUGUAUCAAGCCCGAGCUUCGUGAGCAUUUUCAGCAGCAUAAGUACGAGUGGUUCCCACGUGAUUAUAGCGAAGAGAUGGCUCAGUUUGAUCGCCGAACGCCAGGUUUGUUCAAGGAUGAGUGGUCUGGUGAUGCUAUGGUAUCAUUGUCCUCUAAGAACUACAUUUGCUACCUACCAGACGAAUCUUACAAGGUCAAGGUUUCAGCGAAGGGAGUCCAGCAGAGUGGUGGCCGCAAUGGUGACGUCCUCAACCCAGAUGGCUUUGAAUCAGUUGUUCGCGAUCGCAUCACCCUACAGGGCACCAACAAGGGGUUAGACUCAAAGGCUAAAGAACUGGAGCCGAAGAUUACGAUGAAAAUCGUCAAGGAACGGUACUCAAACCAGAGCGAUAUUCAGCGAUUUCAGGAGCAGAAGAAGCGAUAG
This is a messenger RNA of Phytophthora sojae, 4668 nucleotides long. RefSeq lists its product as hypothetical. The coding region runs from base 1 to 4668 and encodes 1555 amino acids. The transcript has 7 exons. NCBI's taxonomy places the organism in Eukaryota, Oomycota, Peronosporomycetes, Peronosporales, Peronosporaceae. The record is from RefSeq and is a predicted model, not a curated record.